This is a messenger RNA of Volvox carteri f. nagariensis, 1104 nucleotides long. RefSeq lists its product as uncharacterized. The record is from RefSeq and is a predicted model, not a curated record. The coding region runs from base 1 to 1104 and encodes 367 amino acids. Lineage: Eukaryota; Viridiplantae; Chlorophyta; Chlorophyceae; Chlamydomonadales; Volvocaceae. Gene Ontology annotation, molecular function: ATP binding; homoserine kinase activity. The transcript is spliced from 9 exons. Gene Ontology annotation, biological process: L-threonine metabolic process.
AUGGCAAUGCAUCAAACACUUCGUCAGCAUCGGGAAAUUGUAGGCACGGCAAAGACAUCUUGCCGGCCUGCGGCUGUGCGCCGACCAGCUCGAUGCACGCGAUUGAACGUUGCAGCCGGUGGCAAGGUUUACCUGGAUCCUGUCCAAAACGAGUGUUCGGCAUUCGCCCCUGCAACUGUCGCGAACCUCGGUCCUGGCUUUGACUGGAUGGGCUGUGCCGUACAGGGGGGUGGCGACACGGUUGUCGUGAAAGCGCUGCCGGGCCGGGCGGGAGAAGUGGUCAUUGAAGCCAUCAAGGGUGACGGUGGCCGGCUGUCCCUCGACCCCGCCAAGAACUGCAUCGGGGUGGCGGCCUCGGAGACCCUCAAGCUCCUGGGUGGCGCGGUGUCGUGCGGAGUCAGCCUCACACUACACAAGGGUCUACCUCUGGGCAGCGGAAUGGGCUCCAGCGCCGCCAGCGCCGCAGCGGCUGCCUGGGCCGUGAACGGCCUCUUUGGAGCCCCGCUGGCUAAGGACAAGCUGAUCUUGGCGGGCCUAGCCAGCGAGGCGGCUGUGAGUGGCUACCAUGCGGAUAACGUGGGGCCCUCGCUGCUGGGGGGGUUCGUGCUCAUCAGGUCUUGCAAGCCCGGUGAGCCCGUAGAGCUGCUUCAGCUGCCCUUCACCGCCGCGGAGGAGCUCCACUUCGUGUUGGUGAACCCGCGGUUCGAGGCGCCCACUGCGGAGAUGCGGGCGGUGCUGCCCCGCGAGGUGCCCAUGAAGUCCAUGAUCAACAACUGCUGCCAGGGGGGGGCGCUGGUUGCGGGUAUCCUACGUGGCGAUGUACGGCUGAUUGGGGAGUCCCUGGAUCGUGACGUCAUCAUUGAGCCGGUGCGGGGUCCGCUCAUUCCCGGCAUGUUGGCGGUGAAGGAGGCGGCCAGGGCGGCAGGUGCUUACGGCUGCACCAUCAGCGGCGCGGGGCCCACCGCGGUGGCCAUUGUGGACGACCCGGCGGUCGGGGAGCGGGUGGCUGCGGCCAUGUGCGAGGCCUUCCGCUCGGCGGGGAAGCUGGAGGUGAACACGUCGCAGGUGGUCAAGCUCGACACGGAGGGAGCCAAGUUUGUUUAG